GAAGAAAAAGCUGAUGCUCGUCUGAACCGCUUUAGCCCCUCGAUUUAUAAAAAUAAAAGCACAUUAUUGUGUCUGUCUCUGAGGAUUUAAACCCCUGAGGAGGAAAUUAAACAACCUGCCCUCCUCAUCUUCACCUGCAUGAUGGACCAAUGAUAAAUGGGAAGGAUGUCUGCAACACCAGAUAGUUCAAGAUGUCGGGGAACUCGACUGAAGGCUGUGUGAGGACAUGAAAACCGAGAUAUCCACGGAUGGAGGGACAUCAGAAGUCCGUGUGAAGAAAGAGGAGACGCUGGAGCUGAAAAUCUACAACCAUGGAGACGACCUUGAUAAUCCACCUGAAGGUCUCUCUGUUAAAGUGGAAGAUCCUGACAAUAAAGACUACCUCAACUGCGAAGUUUGCAAAUCCUUCUUCCUCAACAAAUGUGAGAUUCAUGGACCGCCCCUCUUCAUCCCAGAUACUUUUAUUCCCAUGGGAGUCCCUGACAGAGCCAGACAAACUCUUCCUCCUGGGCUAGAAAUCCGGAAGUCCAGUAUCCCUGAUGCAGGCCUGGGAGUGUUUAAUAAGGAGGGUACUGUUCCAGUAGGUGCACACUUCGGACCCUACCAGGGAGAGUUGGUAAACGGAGAGGAAGCCGGGAACAGUGGAGACUCCUUGGUUGUAUACAGGAGCAUGCAGUGUGAACAAUACAUUGAUGCCAAAAGAGAAAUGCAUGUGAAUUGGAUGAGGUAUGUGAAUUGUGCCCGUAAUGAAGAAGAACAGAAUCUUGUGGCAUUUCGGUAUCAAGGGGGAAUUCUGUAUCGUUGCUGUCGACCCAUUAACCCAGGACAUGAGCUCUUGGUGUGGUAUGAAGAGGAGUACACCAAAGAACUCAGUCCUGCACCUACAGGAACAACCAGACAGCAAGAAGUAAAGAACACUGAAGUAAAGAACGCACUGCUGCAAGUCUUUUCCUGCUCCACAUGUCCUCGUUCCUAUACAUCUCAAAUUUACCUCGACAAACACAUCCAGAGAUGCCACUAUAAAGAGUAUGUGGGACUACAGACAUCAGGAGAGAUUAAAUAUGAGCUUCAGAUACCCUCCAGAUGUCAGCCAACAUCAACUAAUACUCUCAGUUCUGACACUUCUCAUAAUGGUAUACAGAAGGAAAUUCACCACUGCUCAGACUGUGGAAAGAGUUUUGGUCAUCAGAAUGCAUUCAAGACGCACCAGCGCAUUCACAGAGGAGGAAAGCCACAUCACUGCUCACAGUGUGGGAAGAGUUUUACUGGACAGAGUGCUCUCCGACAACACCAGCGCAUUCACACAGGAGAGAAGCCGUAUCACUGCUCACAGUGUGGGAAGAGUUUUACUGGACAGAGUGAUCUCCAACGACACCAGCGCAUUCACACAGGAGAGAAGCCGUAUCACUGCUCACAGUGUGGGAAGAGUUUUUCUCGGCAAGGUGAUCUCCAAGAACACCAGCGCAUUCACACAGGAGAGAAGCCGUAUCACUGCUCACAGUGUGGGAAGAGUUUUACUCGGCAAGGUCAUCUCCAACGACACCAGCGCAUUCACACAGGAGUGAAGCCGUAUCACUGCUCACAGUGUGGGAAAAGUUUUACUCGACAGAGUAAUCUCCAAAAACACCAGCGCAUUCACACAGGAGAGAAGCCGUAUCACUGCUCACAGUGUGGGAAGAGUUUUACUCAGCAGAGUCAUCUCCAACAACACCAGCGUAUUCACACAGGUCAGAAGCCGUAUCACUGCUCACAGUGUGGGAAGAGUUUUACUCAGCAGAGUCAUCUCCAACGACACCAGUGCAUUCACACAGGAGAGAAGCCAUAUCACUGCUCACAGUGUAGUAAAAGUUUUACUCAGCAGUGUGAUCUUCAACGACACCAGUGCAUUCACAAAGGAGAGAAGCCGUAUCACUGCUCACAUUGUGGGAAGAGUUUUACUCAGCAGAGUACUCUCCAACAACACCAGCGCAUUCACACAGGAGAGAAGCCGUAUCACUGCUCACAGUGUGGGAAGAGUUUUACUCAGCAGAAUCAUCUCCAACAACACCAGUGCAUUCACACAGGAGAGACACCACAUCACUGCUUACAGUGUGGGAAGAGUUUUACUCAGCAGAAUCAUCUCCAACAACACCAGCGUAUUCACACAGGAGAGAAGCCGUACCACUGCUUAGAGUGUAGAAAGAGUUUUACUCCACAAAGUCCUCUCCAAAAACACCAGCGCAUUCACACAGAAGAGAAGCCGUAUCACUGCUUACAGUGUGGGAAGAGUUUUAGGCGGCAGAGUCAUCUCCAACAACACCAGCACCUUCACACAGGAGAGAAGCCGUAUCACUGCUUACAGUGUGGGAAGAGUUUUACUCAGCAAAGUAAUCUCCAACAACACCAGCGCAUUCACACAGGAGAGAAGCCGUAUCACUGCUCACAGUGUGGGAAGAGUUUUACUUAUCGAAGUAAUCUCCAAAUACACAAGCGUGUUCACAGAGGAGAGAAGCCGUAUCACUGUUCACAGUGUGGGAAGAGUUUUACUCAGCAUAGUGAUCUUCAACGACAUCAGCGCAUUCACACAGGAGAGAAGCCGUAUCACUGCUCACAGUGUGGGGAGAGUUUUACUCAGCAGAGUCAUCUCCAACAACACCAGCGUAUUCACACAGGAGAGAAGCCGUAUCACUGCUCACAGUGUGGGAAGUUUUUUACUCAGCGGAGUCAUCUCCAAAAACACCAGCACAUUCACACAGGAGAGAAGCUGCAUCACUGCUCACAGUGUGGAAAGAGUUUUACUCAUCGGCGUAAUCUGCAAAACCACCAACACCUUCACGCAGGAGAGAAGCUGUAUCACUGAUCAGUGUGGAAAGAUGUUUACUUAUUCAGUUACACUUAAGUACACUAACUCGGAGACAUUGCAUGAUUUAAAAUAGUCACAUUAAAUAUGGUUGUUAUUAUGAUUGUUUUGGCUGAAAAUGAUCUGUAAUUUGAAAUUUAUUGUUCAUGUUACAUGACUUUUAAAAUAUGUACCUUUUAUAGUGAUGUUUAAAACAAGAUUAUUAAUGUUUUCUUUUGACCUUAAGUAAUCAUUAAUUACCACUAUACAAGUAACGAUUAAACUGCAAUUCUCAUCAGUGUAGUACUGCAGCAUGAGACUAAUUGUUAAUGGAAUUAUUACUGAUCAGAAGUUUAACAUUAUAAAUAACCGAUGCCUCAUAGUAAUCAUAAUCUAGGAGUUGUACAAAAACCUGAACAAAAAUUCAGUAUAUGUUUGAAGUUCUUUAUCCUAACAUAUGUAGCCAAAAAAAGUCUAUGCAGUUGAUUCAGCUAAUUAUUUAUAGACCCGUGGUCUAUAUUCUGAAGUUCUUUCUGAAUUUGCGGAUUUCUUUUGAAAACGAAUUAAUUGUUAGACAUUAUUUGUUUUGAUCACCUGGAAGACUCUGAGAACAGCAUUUGUGUCCAUUCUAGAUUCAGUAGGGGUUAAUCAGGAUGUCAUAGGACCUAACCCUAUUUUUGUUCAGGUUUUUGUAUGAUUCCUAGUGGUCACACUCUCAAUCUAAUACUUGUAUUUAUAUUAAACAUAGGAAAUAUUGUCACUUCCA
Molecule: messenger RNA, 3584 nt
Organism: Neoarius graeffei (lesser salmon catfish)
Lineage: Eukaryota; Metazoa; Chordata; Actinopteri; Siluriformes; Ariidae
Product: zinc finger protein 883-like
Exons: 8
Coding region: 227-2839 (870 amino acids)
Biological process (GO): negative regulation of transcription by RNA polymerase II
Molecular function (GO): DNA-binding transcription repressor activity, RNA polymerase II-specific; RNA polymerase II cis-regulatory region sequence-specific DNA binding; protein binding
Source: RefSeq, a predicted model, not a curated record